Molecule: messenger RNA, 2704 nt
Organism: Oncorhynchus nerka (sockeye salmon)
Lineage: Eukaryota; Metazoa; Chordata; Actinopteri; Salmoniformes; Salmonidae
Exons: 8
Coding region: 284-1621 (445 amino acids)
Biological process (GO): cytoplasmic microtubule organization
Cellular component (GO): nucleus; cell cortex; microtubule plus-end
Molecular function (GO): microtubule plus-end binding
Source: RefSeq, a predicted model, not a curated record
UACUUGUUUUAAGCUUUUACCUUGCAUAUUUCAUUAUCCUGCUUAAAAUGACCAGAGCAAGCGUAUUACAAUAAUUAUAGCCUAAAAAAAAAACUCACCAAGAAAGCAUGACGCUAUCUGUACUAUUGUGAGCCAACCUAGCGCACCUGUGCGUUCCAUUGGGUGUUACGCACCCCAAGUGGCGUUACGUCGGCUAGGGUUAGUGAAAAAACGCAACACAUGGCUUACAGUAGAGUAGUACAAUAACAAAUCAAUAGACAUUGGUUAUUGAGAGAACUGGGAUAUGAGUGGUCGCGAGCGCAGUAGAAACCGAACCUGGUCGUUGGAUUCGGACCUUGACUCGCGUGCGUCCCAGACAGUGGGCAGUUCGUCAGGGGGUCUUGAGGAGGACAAGGAGGUCGCCUCGCAAGCUGUACUGUUCUUCAUCAAUGGUUCGAGGAGAGGUGCAGUGCACCUGUGCUCGAGUAUAGCCGAGAUACUGCGCGAGAAUCAACGCACCACACCCCCCUGCCUCCCUCCUCUGGUCCCCCUUCACAACCUCACCCCUCAGAGGAGACAGACAGCAGUUCUGCCCUGUGUGAAAGAGUGUGAGAAGGAGGAUCCGCAAGGAAAGGAGAGGAGAGGAAAGGAAGGCAGGAGAGGAGAUGAGAGGGUGAAGAAGAGAGGGGGAGAAAGGAGACAAGAAGACAACAGUCUUACUCUACCCUCUGUAGAAGAAGCUCUGGGAUCACAACCCUUACCCAUCAUGCCUCACUCCUCCCAUAGUGACAGCAUUCCCAGAGAAAGAGUCAGGAGGAGGGAGAAGGGCAACCUGUCGUCUGAGCAGGGUGGACAGACAUCGGACCGAAAACACACGCUGAAGGCUGGACCUCAUUAUCAUACUUCACAAUGGACACAUGAGGAUGUCACAGCCUUUAUGAUGAGCUGUUUUUGUGGUAGUUUGUUUUUGGUUGUUGAUAUUGUUGUUGUUUGUGAGCAGAAAAGAGAGAAUGUCCUAAGGAGAAGUGCCUCAUGUGGACCUCUGAGGGGAGAGAUGGAGGAGACAAAAGAGGAGGAGAGGUGGUGUCUGGCCCCAGACUAUCCUGACUCCUCGUCCACAGUCCAAGCAGCAGGAGGGCUGGAACCCAGGGCAUUAACCACCAGGAAGAAGCACCGCCUGUGUGUGAAUGACCGUGUAGUGCUGGAGGGGAGGAGGAGAGGAGAGGAGAGGAGAAGAGGAGCUGUGAGGUUCAUCGGACCACUGGAAAACACUGAGUCUACAGACAUCUAUAUAGGAGUGGAAUUGGACACAGCCAGUGGAGAAAAUGAAGGCAGUCUCCAUGGUAACAGGUACUUCAGGUGUAAGCCCAACCAUGGAACAUUCACCACCAUCACGGGGAUCAGAAAGCUCUCUCGAUCAUCCCACUCCAAGUCUAGAAGCUCCAAACCUCCAGAGGAGGGUGACUCUAGUGACUCUGGGCCGGGGAGCUCUGCAGUGGCAAUAGGGAGGAGCAGCCAGAGCGUUGGGAGCAGGAACGGGCUCAGAAGGACCUGGAACCAGAUGGACAUUAGAGCUCAGGUCCAUUCAGAGCCAGGAGGACCCAGAGAUAAGACUACCGUGGAGAACCCUGGACUGGACUGACAUUACACCAUCACUUACCCCUGGACUGGCCUGACACUCCUCUCCUAAUCCCUCAAUCCACAGCCUUACAUUUUCUCCUUUCUCUCCUGACGAGUUUAUACACACUAGACAACAUGCUGAAGAAGCCUUCUUCAAUCUUCCAGCAUGUAACUAUAGAGAGAGAGGACUUGUUUUAGUAUGGGCAGCACCAUUGAGGACUUCAACUGGGUGGCACCUCCUAUGGGUUAAGGAAGGAUCACAUAAUUCCAUCCAGGUCAUCAGGAGGGAUCAGCCAAUGAAUUUAACUAGUGAGGAAACAUUCCUUAACUCCAGGUGGCAGUAAAUCUCCAACCUUGGCUUUUUACCUGUUCAAACAACACACUCUAGGUGGCAGUAUGCACCCUUUUUGCCAUCUCGUAGAUGAAAGUUGACUAGUUCAAAAUGGAGAUGCUCACAGAUGCCAUAAUGGAACGAUGCGAAGUUAUCCAAGUAUAUGGUUGUAACUGACCUCCCAGCCUUUUGACAAAUGGCAUCUGUCUGCCAUGCUUUCAUCAGAUGUAACUGACCAAUCCAAGUCUUGGAUCAGGAAAAACUUUUCUAGAUGAACGUGUGUUGUCUGUGGGAGACAUUAUGCGCACAAACCAAAGGCGGCGACCUUGGUAGGGCAAUCUUUAUUGCAUAUGAAUGACAAGACCUGACAUUGCCUCCCAUUCAUUCUCGUAUCUGUAUGUAUCAGACAGCGGUGAAACCAGUUUACAUGGUGUUCAACUGCUGUGGCUCCUGCUUUAUGGUCUGUUUAACGCUCCAGUCUUCCAAUAUAAACACUUACAUUCGGUACACUACCAAUAUGCUGUAAUAACUCCUUAUGACACCUGUUAUGUCAGUGUUACGCAGGCCUUAUGACACCUGUUAUGUCAGUGUUACGCAGGCCUUAUGACACCUGUUAUGUCAGUGUUACGCAGGCCUUAUGACAGACUUCAAGUAAAGUGUUAGUGAACAGAAGAAAGCCUUCAUCAAACUGCGCUUUUCCUUCAUAUAUGUCACGAACAGUUUUAUAUAACACAUGGUUUCCAGACUACUAAUAAACAUUGCUGUGGUAAAACA